GGUUCACACACAGGUAUUCUGACACAUUCCCGACGACGUUCGGCGACGAUGUGGCAUGGGUUUAAGAGAGCCUCUAUUUAUGACACCUUCGAUCUGUAACUUCCGAGUUUUUCACUCGGCUCCCGCAUGUCCGUCUGGGAGAGGAGAUAAAAACAGCGACAGCAUGACCGACGCCGGCCAAUGUGAGGUCAACGAGAGCUAUCGUUUCAAAUGGAACAACUAUCAGAAUCAUCUGUCCGACGUCGUGCGGCAGCUCCUGGAGGAGGAUUGCAUGGUGGAUGUCACCCUAUCCGCAGCUGGUCAACGUAUACACGCGCAUCGCAUUGUAUUGUGCGCGUGUAGCAUUUUGUUUCAGGAAGUGCUCAGUCAAGUGACGGAAGAUUAUCCAACGAUAAUUUUAAGCGAUAUAUCUCCUCAGGACAUAAAAUUGAUUAUCGAAUUCAUAUAUCAUGGUGAGAUCCAUGUUCCCGUCGAAAAUAUCAGGAGCUUAUUUGAGGCCGCGCGAUCGCUAAAAAUAAGCGGUCUUCAUGACAUAGAUGGAAUUGGAGAGAGCGAGAUUUUUAGAGGCAGAAAAGAUUCUACGGAAGAGACCGCGACGGAGGUGGGAGAGGUCGAGAACAAGGCUGGAUCCGCGGAGAGUGAGUCGCAGGAGCCGAGCGCCGCUGAAAAUUGUAUUUCAAAUAAGAAGAGGAAACGUCGCCGCGAGACUGUGAAGAGGGAUUACAAUGACGACAUGUUGGCGUCCGCGAUUAAUGACUUGAAGUUGGGUCAAACCCUAAUAGAGGCUGCCACUAAGCACAACAUACCGCGCUCGACGUUGUACAUGCGGGCGAAGGCUUUAGGCAUACAUUUAAACGCGUCGAGGAAUGGAUAUCCCGCAGAGUGCAUGAAUGCGGCUAUAAACGCCGUUAUCAACGGUUCGAGCUUGCAGCAUGCGUCGGAAAUAUUUAGAAUACCUAAAACCGUGCUGUGGCGACGUAUACAAAAGGAGGGCUAUCAAAUCCUACGGCCUGAAAUGAAGAGGUCUUAUGCCUUGGACACGAGAGAGGCCGCCGUCAAGGCUCUAGAAAGAGGGGAAAAUCUGACGAAAGUUGCUCUGGAAUUUAAAAUACCAAAGACUACAUUGUUUAGAGAAAAGGCACGGCUGGUAGAUCAAGGUAAAUUGCCGCUGUCCUUCUGGAAGAAGCGCAAAACUGAGAACGAGGAAUUGAAGAAGUCGCGACUGGAGGAAGCCGUGGCCGCCUGCAAGGGCGGCAGAAUGUCGCAGGCCGCGGCGUCCAUGACGUAUCGCAUUCCAAAGACGACGAUAUGGCGAAGGCUCCAGCAGGACGGGAAGAAAGCGGAGAAAUCGUCGAAUGUGAAGAAGCAACAGCGGCUGGCCGAUGCGCCGGUAGUGCACGACGCUCAGGUGAAGCUACAGGACACGUCCAAUUUCAAUUAUUGCGAGGUUACAUCGGAAAUACCUAUAACUUAUAUAGACGAGAACAGUAUACCCGAGGAUUCCGUGAUAAUUUUGACAACGGAGGAGAUGGAUGAAUUGAAUUUGGAGGGAGGCAGGCAAAUUAUUGUAAAUUCGGAGUCCGGACAGGAGUUUAUUCCGUGUACGAUAAGUAUCGAGGAUAAUUCAAACUAUUCGGAGGCUGGGAGUUAGCGAUAGAAAAAUAAAUAAUGAAAAGCUAAUUAUUUAACAUAAAUUAAAGCUUAAUUUGCACAUUGACUGUACAAU
This is a messenger RNA of Wasmannia auropunctata (little fire ant), 1726 nucleotides long. RefSeq lists its product as uncharacterized. Gene Ontology annotation, molecular function: DNA binding; protein binding. The transcript has 8 exons. Bases 56 to 1651 code for a protein of 531 amino acids. Gene Ontology annotation, biological process: regulation of transcription by RNA polymerase II. Lineage: Eukaryota; Metazoa; Arthropoda; Insecta; Hymenoptera; Formicidae. The record is from RefSeq and is a predicted model, not a curated record. Gene Ontology annotation, cellular component: nucleus.